Molecule: messenger RNA, 498 nt
Organism: Alternaria postmessia
Lineage: Eukaryota; Fungi; Ascomycota; Dothideomycetes; Pleosporales; Pleosporaceae
Gene: CYP10
Product: Peptidyl-prolyl cis-trans isomerase cyp10
Exons: 2
Coding region: 1-498 (165 amino acids)
Biological process (GO): protein folding; protein peptidyl-prolyl isomerization
Cellular component (GO): catalytic step 2 spliceosome
Molecular function (GO): peptidyl-prolyl cis-trans isomerase activity
Source: RefSeq, a predicted model, not a curated record
AUGUCCGUCACGCUACAUACCACCAAGGGCGACAUCAAACUCGAAGUCUUCUGCGAAGCCGUCCCCAAGACGGCUGAGAACUUCCUCGCCCUCUGCGCAUCCGCCUUCUACAACUCCUCGCCUUUCCACCGCCUGAUCCCGUCCUUCAUGGUUCAGACCGGUGCCCCCGCCUCCGACCCAAAGUCCAAGACCUCCACCUCCAUCUAUGAUACGCCAAACCAGCUGUUCGAGGACGAGAUUCGGCCUGCGCUGAGACACAAUGCGAGGGGAAUCGUGAGCAUGGCGAACAAGGGCGCAAAUUCAAACGGCUCACAGUUCUUCAUCACCUUCGCGCCAGCACCGCAUUUAGACGGGAAGAACACCGUCUUUGGAAAAGUGCUAGAAGGGUGGGAGGUGCUGGAUGACAUGGAGAGCGUUCAGGUAGACAAGAAGUCAAGACCGCUCGAGAAGAUGGAGAUCAAGAGCGUCACAAUCCAUGCAAACCCGCUUGCAGGAUGA